AUGGCAGAAGAUCAGUCACACAUAAGCAUUCAGAUGUCCGACUCCAGCACAAACGGUAACCCAGGCGGACAGCAGCCCCCUCCAGACUCAGCCAGCAAAGGAGGGAGCACAUUAACUUUCCACAACAUCUGCUACCACGUGAAGAUGAAGAACGGCUUCCUGUGUUGUAGAAAAACAGUUGAUAAGGAGGUUUUGAGAGAUAUCAAUGGCAUUAUGAGACCAGGACUGAACGCAAUUUUGGGACCCACUGGCAGUGGGAAGUCUUCUCUACUUGAUAUUUUGGCUGCAAGAAAAGAUCCUGAUGGGCUUUCAGGAGACAUUUUGAUAAAUGGAGCUCCUCAGCCUGCCAACUUUAAAUGCACCUCUGGAUACGUAGUACAGGACGACGUGGUGAUGGGAACGUUGACUGUAAGAGAAAAUUUGAAGUUCUCGGCAGCACUCCGCUUGCCAAAGUCAGUGAAGGAACAGGAGAAGAACGAGCGAGUUAACCGGAUCAUCAAGGAGCUGGGCUUGAGCAAAGUGGCAGAUUCCAAGGUUGGUACCCAGUUCACCCGUGGCGUGUCUGGAGGAGAGAGGAAGAGGACAAAUAUUGGGAUGGAGCUUAUUACAGAUCCUCCUAUCUUGUUUUUGGAUGAGCCAACUACCGGCCUCGAUGCCAGUACCGCUAACGCUGUCCUGCUGCUCCUCAAAAGGAUGGCCAAACAAGGAAGAACAAUCAUCUUUUCCAUUCACCAGCCUCGAUACUCCAUAUUCCGACUGUUUGAUAACCUUACCCUGUUGGCAGCAGGGAGGAUGCUGUAUCACGGGCCAGCUCAGAAUGCCAUGGAGUACUUCAGAUCUGCAGGGUACGAGUGCGAGGCGUACAACAACCCUGCUGAUUUCUUUCUGGACGUCAUUAAUGGCGACUCAACUGCUCUGGCAAUGAGCGAGACGGAUAAAGCUAAUGCAGCAGACAACUCUGAAGAACGCAUAGAUUGUGGUAAAUCUUUGGCAGAGAAGUUAGCAGAACAAUACUCCAACUCCACCUACUACCAAGAAACAAAAGCGACACUAGAGAGUAUUUCUUUGGGAAAUCAGAAGAAAACCAAAGCAAUUUUCAGGCAAAUUACCUAUGCCAAUUCCUUCUGUCAUCAGCUGAAAUGGGUGACCAGGCGCGCAUUUAAAAACCUGAUUGGACACCCUGAAGCCUCCAUAGCUCAGCUCUGUAUUGCAGUUUUCCUGGGACUUGUCAUAGGUGCCAUUUUCUUUGGAGUAAAAGAUGACUACACUGGUAUACAAAACAGAGUUGGUGCACUGUUCUUUCUGACCACCGACCAGUGUUUCACCAGCAUUUCAGCUAUUGAACUCUUCAUUGUGGAAAAAAAGAUAUUUAUACAUGAAUAUAUCAGUGGGUACUACAGAAUAUCUGUAUAUUUCCUCUCAAAGCUGAUGGCUGAUUUAAUACCCAUAAGGACAUUACCAAGUAUCAUCUUCACCUGUAUAACUUAUUUCAUGCUAGGUUUGAAACCAAAAGUAGAAGCCUUCUUUAUAAUGAUGUUUACCCUUAUGAUGGUGUCCUAUACAGCCACUUCUAUGGCACUAGCCAUUGCAACAGGACAUAGCACGGUCUCUUUGGCAAACCUACUGAUGACCAUUACAUUUGUUUUUAUGAUGCUUUUCUCUGGGUUGCUGGUGAAUCUAACAAGCAUCAUGUCCUGGCUGUCCUGGCUCAAAUAUUUUAGCAUUCCUCAAUAUGGAAUGACAGCUUUACAAAUUAAUGAAUUGACUGGUCUGAACUUUUGCAACAGCAGUAGCACCACAAAUGUGAGUGCUAAUUGUCCACAGAUGAGCCAGACGUGGUGUACAGGAGAGGAGUAUUUGAAAAAUCAAGGCAUUGAUGCAAGUACUUGGGGUCUGUGGCAGAAUCAUCUGGCUCUGGCAUGCAUGACAGUAAUAUUCCUUAUAAUUUCAUACGUGAAAUUACACUUGAUGAAGAAGUUUUCGUAA
This is a messenger RNA of Tinamus guttatus (white-throated tinamou), 1986 nucleotides long. Lineage: Eukaryota; Metazoa; Chordata; Aves; Tinamiformes; Tinamidae. The record is from RefSeq and is a predicted model, not a curated record.